ACAAGUCCAAUAUAUAUAUACACACACAGUCACACACACACACACACACACAAUUAAUCAUCAUCUAAUCAAACAAUGGCGAGAACCAAACAAGCUGCUAAUCGAAGUUGGGGACACAAACGCCCUUCUACUUCUACUGGUAAACCUUCUACUUCAACUAGUACGCCAGGAAGGAGUCCGAGAAAGAAUGCUAAUGGUACUGGAGUAAGGCAGAAGCCUCACCGAUUUAAGCCGGGGACUCAGGCUCUUCGUGAGAUUAGGCGUUUGCAGAAAAGCGUUGAUCUUUUGAUUCCGGCCGCUCCAUUUAUUCGAACUGUAAGGGAAAUCACAAGCCUGAUGUCAAAUGAAGUCACACGCUGGCAGGCUGAAGCUCUGCGAGCCCUUCAAGAGGCAGCAGAAGAUUACAUAGUUCAUAUAUUUGAAGAUGCAAUGUUAUGUGCAAUUCACGCCAAGCGUGUUACCGUCAUGCGCAAAGAUUGGGAAUUGGCAAGGAGACUUGGAAACAAAGGCCUACCAUGGUAGUUAGAUCAAGCAGCGAUUGUUGUCCUCCGUAGAAACUAAUAUUUAGGGUACUAGUACAUGACAGUAAGUAGAAGACAGGUACAUCAUUAUAGACCUGUUGAAAUUUAGCUGGAAUGUCAAUUAUUUUGUUUUCUGAGCAACAGUUCAAUCACAGAAGAUUAGUGGAGUAAUUUCUUUAUAAAUGGUGUAACAUUGGCAUGUAUGUAUGUUUAAUGUGUUCGUUUUAAUGGU
This is a messenger RNA of Erigeron canadensis, 753 nucleotides long. RefSeq names its product histone H3-3-like. The record is from RefSeq and is a predicted model, not a curated record. Lineage: Eukaryota; Viridiplantae; Streptophyta; Magnoliopsida; Asterales; Asteraceae. Bases 76 to 522 code for a protein of 148 amino acids. The transcript has 7 exons. Gene Ontology annotation, molecular function: protein heterodimerization activity; DNA binding; structural constituent of chromatin. Gene Ontology annotation, cellular component: nucleosome.